GUCGGAGUUGCGGCAGUGCAAUAAUAAACAUGGAUGCCUGUAACGCGGUCGAGGAAGAGGUUGAUAAGAUUUUACUUAAAUUCACCGGCAUAAAGGAACAUGCAGACCGGGUUCUCAGCGACAUUACGAACCAUGUUGAAUCGUUGAAGAAGGAAAUGGACGAAUCUCCUCCAGACCAUGAGUUGACAGCAGCGCAGAUUCUUAUUAUGAAGGAAGCCUUAAGCAAAGUGCGAGAGACAGUACAACGCUUAGCAGGUGAUCACCGUGACAUUCACACAACCAUAUGUAAACUUGGUCGGGCGAUUGACAGGAAUUUUGAUUCUGACUUCGCAUCUGUAAGCCGAGAAGAUGUGUUUGGUGGAUUUGAACAGGUUCUAUUACUAAAUCGGGUUAUUUGUCAACACUUUUACCGACAUGGAAUGCUCGACAUUGCUGGUGAACUAGCAAGGGAAUCUGGUUUGAAAUCUGAGGAAGGUCACAAAGAACCUUUUACUGAGCUCAACAACAUACUUGACAGCUUGAAAGAAAGAGACUUGGCUCCAGCUUUGGCCUGGGCAGAAAGUCACAGAGACAGUUUAGAGGCCCAGAAUUCAUCUUUGGAAUUUAAACUGCAUCGACUACAAUUUAUUGGCCUAAUUCAGGAAGGGGCAUCAAGGCAAAAUGAAGCAAUUCAAUAUGCUCGCACCCAUUUCAGCCAGUUUGUCCGUAGGCAUGAAAAAGAAAUACAAAACCUCAUGGGAAUGUUCCUGUAUCUACCUCACGGAGUAAACAAAUCUCCCUACAAUCAUCUAUUGGAUCCAAAUCUCUGGUCAGAGAUUUAUGAUGUGUUCACUCGUGAUGCAUGUUCAUUGCUUGGGCUUAGUGUGGAUAGCCCUUUGUCAGUGUGCAUUAAUGCAGGUUGCACUGCUCUACCAGCAUUGCUGAAGAUAAAACAUUUAAUGCAACAACGUCAGGUUGCAGGCAUUUGGAAUGGGAAAGAUGAACUUCCGAUUGAAAUUGAUUUGGGACAAGAAAAUCGGUAUCAUUCUGUAUUUGCUUGUCCUAUUUUACGCCAUCCAAGUUCUGACUCCAACCCACCAAUGAGAUUAGUUUGUGGACAUGUAAUCUCUCGGGAUGCGUUGAAUAAACUGGUCAGCAGUAACAAAUUGAAAUGUCCAUACUGUCCUGUUGAACAAAAUCCAUCAGAUGCAAGACUUAUUUACUUCUAAAUGGUAUAAGUUUGAAGAUUGCAAUUUGCAAGAUUGUAGUCAUACUGAUCGACGCCACCAUUGGGAGUCCUCAACAAGAGUCCGUCAACAACACCCUGUUUGUGUGUGUGUGUGUGUGCGUGCGCGUGUGUGUGUGUGUCUGUGCAAGUCUUUCAUAUUUCAAAAAAAGCUUUUUUUUUUUUUUUACUGACCAGAUUAGGUUUGUCAUCUAUGAGGUGCUGAAGUCAAAUACUUCUAAUGGAUCAAAGAUGUUUGCUUUUGGGAAUGUCUACUGAAUAUACUUUCUCCAUAUACUUCAGUUUUCAUUGAGAACUCUGAACUGUGUAAUUGAAUGAGCAUCCAUAGUACAUAUUAUUACUAGGAAUUCUGAUAAAGGACUGAGAGGACAAUUGUUGUGCCACAAUCAUGAUCUGUUCUCUCCGAAAAGAAAAAAGAAAGCGAAACAACUAUGAGGAAAAGUGUGUUCAUCAAUUAAUCGUGAAGAAAAGAAAAGAGAAAAAAAUGCAUUCUGCCAUUUUUUUACCGCAAUAUUUAUAUCCUAACUAAGAGUAGCUAUUGUACUUUUUAUUUCUUUUAAUUAAUUUGUAGCAGGAUCUUAAUCUUAUAGGACUUAAAAAGUAGUUUUUGUUGGGCAUUACUAUUCGUCAUUCAGUAGUGCCUUGGUUUCUCUGGAAUGCAAAAGAAAUAUUUACUUAAUGACUUAUAUGUCUCAUUUUGACUUUCCACUUUCAGAAUUGUAUCUCUAACUCCACUUCUGUGUAAUAAACCAUUGAUAGGAAGUGGCCAAUUUCUCUGUAUGUUACUGUUUAUUUUACAUUGUUUUUCUAUAGGAGUAUAAACAUUGAAUGUUAGAAGCAAGUUUGAUACUGUGUUAUGUUUUGUGUGUAUAUGUUUGGAUAGGAAAUUGGUUUUGGGAACACAUCGGUGUGUCAGAUACCGGUAAUAGCAUAGAUUCUUAGACAGCAGCUUUCACAGAAGCACCCCUUUUUCCCAUAGAAGAGCUCUUAUUGUCACAGAUGCAAGCUCACAGACUACAAAUCUAUGUAAUGGACUACAUGAAUAUUGUAGACUGAAGAGUGCUCUUAAUGACAUGGGUACUAUUAAAUGAUGCGCUCCUUGUCUUGUGACAAGGUCCUUUGCUUA
Thrips palmi is the source of this 2351-nucleotide messenger RNA. RefSeq names its product E3 ubiquitin-protein ligase RMND5A (gene Sou). Gene Ontology annotation, biological process: proteasome-mediated ubiquitin-dependent protein catabolic process. The coding region runs from base 30 to 1208 and encodes 392 amino acids. Gene Ontology annotation, molecular function: ubiquitin protein ligase activity; protein binding. The transcript has 9 exons. Lineage: Eukaryota; Metazoa; Arthropoda; Insecta; Thysanoptera; Thripidae. Gene Ontology annotation, cellular component: GID complex; nucleus; cytoplasm. The record is from RefSeq and is a predicted model, not a curated record.